Molecule: messenger RNA, 264 nt
Organism: Protopolystoma xenopodis
Lineage: Eukaryota; Metazoa; Platyhelminthes; Monogenea; Polystomatidea; Polystomatidae
Source: the annotation of a GenBank genome assembly
GCAAGCAAAUUUGGUCAGCUCACCUACAUGCGAGUUUAUCAAGGCUGUCUAAAUCGCGGAGACACAAUAUGGAAUAUGCGGUCUAACAAAAAGUUUCGCAUCUCUCGCCUCGGCCGUGUAAAUGUGCAGAAUUUUGAAGAUCUCGAAAAAAUUAAUUCUGGUGAUAUUGCAGCCCUGUUCGGUAUUGAAUGCUAUUCAGGCGAUACCCUCGUGGAUCAAGUAUUAAAGAAGGAGAACUUGCAUAUGGUAUGCUUCUUUAAAUAA